AUGCACGUCCUUCGGCUCGUGUCGCUCUACGGUGGAUAUCCUCACUCGCCAUAUUGCUUCUCGGACGGAAGCUACUGCAGUUCCGGAAACGAGAGCUCGGUCACUAUCGCCAACACCGGCUAUGGCAGCCCCACUGAGCCCGUCUUCAACGUGGACUUGGGAUAUCAGUCUAGUGUUGGAUCUCCCGCCUACUACGUUGAGUUCUAG
Molecule: messenger RNA, 207 nt
Organism: Guillardia theta CCMP2712
Lineage: Eukaryota; Cryptophyceae; Pyrenomonadales; Geminigeraceae
Exons: 4
Coding region: 1-207 (68 amino acids)
Source: RefSeq, a predicted model, not a curated record